Molecule: messenger RNA, 1875 nt
Organism: Scheffersomyces coipomensis
Lineage: Eukaryota; Fungi; Ascomycota; Pichiomycetes; Serinales; Debaryomycetaceae
Exons: 1
Coding region: 1-1875 (624 amino acids)
Molecular function (GO): mannosyltransferase activity
Source: RefSeq, a predicted model, not a curated record
AUGUUGUGGAGAACAACGGUGCUAUCAAUAUUCCUUAUUCUGGUCUAUACUGCGUAUUACUUUCGUGACAUUUAUUUGACAGAUGAAAGAAAUAUUCAAUACGUUCGAAAACCAACCGAGUAUCCUCAUGAUGAAUCAAUAGUCAUAUUUCCAAAGAAUUUCACUCAAUUGCAGACAAUAUUUGGAUUUCCUGUGGUGGAAGACCUUGAAUCAUUACCUCAAUAUUAUUUUGAUGAAUUUGGUAGUAGUCAAGAUCAGGACAAGUUACAUAUAUUUCAAUAUUAUGAUUCCAACGACAACAUCACGAAAAAUGAAUAUUAUCAAUCGAAUAGUUUCACCAACGUUUCAUUGAACUUUUUCAAUUCAAGCAAGUUAGAUAAUGGUGAAUCUUCUUGUGAAGAUGGUACUAUAAAUGAAUCAAUACAAUUAAGUCCAUAUAAACAAAUCGAUUCCGAUAUUUUACGUGCCAUUUCUAUAUUAAGAAAACAGAUGGACUCAGAUCCAGCAUUUAAAGAUGUUGCCGAAUAUAUUGAAAGUGAUAUAGAUCAACUCAUCUAUAACAAGAUUCUAGAGAAACAUUUCUUUAAAUUUAUUGGAACGUCGGUAUGGCUUGAACAAUUUGGGGUGCACUAUAUGGUAUCAAGAAUUUCUUUCACUAAGAACAGGGAUAAACUGAGACCACAGCUCAGUUUGUUCUACGCUCAAAUCUUUGACGAGAACUGGAAUGAAUUAAAAGAUGUGGAAUUGAUAAUGCCAAUUACAGUUGAAGGUUUACCCAAAUUUAAAAACAUCCACUACCCUUCGUUCGUACCCCUUCCAUUCCAUAAACGAAAACACACUCAAGCUUCGUAUGGAGUUGAAGAUCCUCGUUUAUUUCUCACCAAGAAUAGAUUUGGUUUUGAUGAGCCAAUGAUCAUAUAUAAUACGUACCAACGGACGCUCUUCCUGUUGAGCGAGGCAUCCAGCGGAUUGGAUCAGCAAAUAAAAUUGAAUCUUGGGCUUCUAAGAUCAAUGUAUUUUUGCUAUCCAUUCCAAUUUGAAUUGGGUAUGCCUCCAUCUAUUGAAGGUUUUUAUAAUCCAUUCUUUGAUUCAGUAUUAUUCACUAAAAUAGCAUUUGUGGAAAAAGAUGAAAGAACAAAAAUUUCCAAAAAUUGGACUCCAUUUAUAAACACUAGUGAAAGGGUGAAUGGUGUUGAUAAGUUUAUUUAUUUAGUUUUCCGAUGGUCAAAGCUUGAAGUUCUUAAGUGUGAAUUGAUUGACUUUACUCUAAAAGGGAAAAGUAAAUGUCAAGUUGUCUUCGAAAAAGAUAAAGUAAAUGGAACAAAUGCUGAAGUGGGAGAUUUUAGGGGUGGUACUGAGUUGAUACAUGUUAAUCAAUAUAUUCCAAACUUAGAACUGUUAGAUGUUUGGGUUGGAAUUGCACGUACGGCCAUUAAAGGUUGUGGUUGUGGGAUGAGAUUCUAUAGACCUCAUAUUGUACUAUUAACUAGAAAUAGCGAAAAUGACUUUAAUAUCGCAUAUAUUUCGUCAUAUAUCACUUUUGGAGUUCCAGUGAUUGGAUUUGAGGGUCCUCAUGAUAUUUGUAGUACCACAUAUCCAAAUGUGUUACUUCCUAAUGGGAUAUCAUCUUGGUUCAAAUCCCCUGAUACCAAUUCUGAUUAUUUAACUAUCAGUCUUUCGGCUGAUGAUACUACAAAUUACGUGGUUACUAUAAAGGAUUUCUUACCAACUAUAGAAAAAUUGAUUCAUAAUAUUGGAUCCAAUAUCACAACCUUAGAUAGGUCAAUAGACUGUGCAUUAGAGGAUACAUCCAGGUUCUGUAAGCAACUUGGUAUUGAUAAUCCAUCGAGCUUAUCGUCUAGUUUAGAUGCUUAA